UCAAUAAAAUAUGUACUCGGAAUCGGAAGAACCUACCUUACUUUUCCAUCCGCGGAACGACGCACGCGGACGCCUCCUUGUUCCGGGUCCUACUCCCGCCGCCUUCGCCUAAAGAGGCCUCGCCCUCCCCCCUCCGGCGAAAACCGAUUCCCUUCCCCGAUUCCCUCCGGCGUUUCCUGGGUCCCUCUCCAUCCUCACCGCUUUCUUCCUCUGCAGGUCCCUUAGUGCAAGCAAGGACACCGCUCCUCUAGCGAGCUCUGUUCUGAAGCGGCAAGGUUUGGCCUUACCUGUUUGCCUCAAGCUUGCCGGCUUGGCUGCCUGGGCAAGCAAAUCCUUGCCAAUUUAGGCGAGCCAAAUUUUCUCUCCUGCAUGGACAAGGUUUGCUCACGCGCUCGCAUGGCCAGCUGAGCCGUCACUAAAUUGGCCACUCCAUGCUGUUGCUGGAUCGGGAUUUGUUAUUGCUGAAUUGAUGGCCAUCACUGGACUCAGAUAGUCAGGUUUGCCAGCACGGCAGCACCAAAUCGACCUCUGCUACCAUCAGAUUGAUGUUCCUAGGCACUGAAUUGACCCUCAUCACUGUUGAAUCGAGCUCUGUUAUUGUUGGAUCAAGCUACAGUUUGAGGCAAGGCGAGCGAUGGCAAGGGAAGAAAACACCUUUGGAAGAUUACCUUCCUUUGCCUAGCAAGAAAGAUGAUUAAUCUUUUCAAAAUAAAGGGUCAAAAGAAAGAAGAGGCAGCAAGUGCUGCUGGAAAGGCCCCUGUUAAGAAACAGUCUGCUGGGGAGCUCCGUCUUCAUAAAGAUAUUAGUGAGCUCAACCUGCCGAAGACCACAUCAAUUUCUUUUCCCAAUGGCAAGGAUGAUCUGAUGAAUUUUGAGACCACCAUCCGACCUGAUGAAGGAUAUUACAUGGGCGGCACUUUCGUUUUCACCUUUCAAGUGUCCCCAUCUUAUCCUCAUGAUCCUCCGAAGGUCAAAUGCAAGACCAAGGUGUACCAUCCAAAUAUUGAUCUGGAAGGCAAUGUCUGUCUGAACAUUCUGCGCGAAGAUUGGAAGCCUGUUCUCAACAUCAACACUGUUAUUUAUGGCCUGAAUCUUCUUUUUACGCAACCAAACGACGAGGAUCCUCUGAACCACGAAGCUGCAGUUGUCCUUCGCGACAAUCCAAAGAUGUUUGAGGCAAAUGUGAGAAGAGCCAUGGCUGGAGGCUACGUCGGCCAACACUAUUUCCAAAGAUGUGCUUGACUUGAUGUGGUGGUGGCUUGAAAACGAUCAACAGAGCCCCUCCCCCUGUAUCAGCACCAGCGCGCCCAGCUUUGUGUGCGGAAAGUGCUUCUGGAAGCAAAAUCCAAACCGUUCAUGGUGUGACAUCUGUUUGCCCGCCUUUGUGAUGUGUGGUAUAGUGGUGGUGCAUAAUGACAGGGAAAUGCUUCUCUAACUGUAUCAUUCAUUCCAUAAAUCCUAAACGAGGAAUGGGAAGUGGAUUGUUAAGCAGAUUCCUUCUGCAGAUGUUGAUGUCGUAUUCGGCGUGUAUUCAUUGUCGCAUCUUCCAGGUCGACGUUGACAUGCACGUCUAGCUUCGGAUGCCGUUACCA
Molecule: messenger RNA, 1592 nt
Organism: Zea mays
Lineage: Eukaryota; Viridiplantae; Streptophyta; Magnoliopsida; Poales; Poaceae
Product: NEDD8-conjugating enzyme Ubc12-like
Exons: 8
Coding region: 691-1242 (183 amino acids)
Source: RefSeq, a predicted model, not a curated record